GGGGGAUCGAGGACAUGACGAUCGACGACGACAAUUCCGUAUACGUCGGCGGACUUCCUUACGACGCCGACGAAGAAAGCAUUCGCCGCGUCUUUGAUCUCUACGGUCACGUUGUUGCCGUCAAGAUAGUUAAUGACCACGGGAUCGGCGGCAAAUGCUAUGGCUUUGUUACCUUCACAAAUCCUCGAUCUGCGGUGGAUGCCAUCAAUGACAUGAAUGGAAGGACUAUUGAUGGGCGAGUUGUGAAAGUAAAUGAAGUGAAGACCAGAGGUGGAAGAUCAAAUUUUAGUCGUGAAAGUUUUCGGCGUAGUUCUGAGAGGGGGAACCGGGAUAGAGGCAGAGAUCGUAUUCGGGAUUAUGAUCGGGGUGAGGACCGGCAUUGGGGUAGAAACAGAGACAGGUCCGGAGACCCCGAUCAAGAGAAGGAAAGAGGAGGACAUGACCGCGAACGUGAUGUUGAUCGGACAAGGAAUCGGUCGAUGGAUAGAGAUAUAGAUCAAGAGAAGGAAAGAGGACAUGACCGCGGACAUGAUGUUGAUCAGACAAGGGACCGGUCGAUUGAUAGGGAUAUAGAUCAAGAGAAGGAAAGAGGACAUGACCGGAGACGUGAUGUUGAUCGGACAACGGACCAGUCAAUGGAUAGAGAUAUAGAUCGAGGUCAAGACAGAGAAGGGGAGGACAACGAGCAAGCAUACGAUAAGAAGCGGACUCGGGAGUGGGAAAGAGACCGUGAAUUAGAUGGGAGUCGAGAUAGGCAGAUGCAAAGAAGCAAUGAUCAUCAUAAAAGUGGAGGCAAGGACAAAGAUCAAACAUUGAAGAAACUGAAUGGUUACGAUUUCCGCGGCCGACAUGGUAGGGAGCUUUCAUCAGAAUCAAGUGACGAUGAUUAUGAUGAGGUGGAAAAACAACUGGAAUUUUCAAACCAACACCUUGAAGAGCUUCAAAAGCAGAUAUCUGAGUUGGAAGACUUGGCAGAGGAGAAACGACAACUUAUUACAAACUUUCAAGAGAAAUCCCAGAAAUUGGAGGAUGCAUUGACUGCUGCUAAGAAGCUUUCCUCUCACCGUCGGAUGCAGUUGACCAAGCUUCAUAGAUCUUUUGUGCACGUAAAGGACUACAACGAAAGGCUUAAAAGUGCUGAACAGGAACUUGAGUCUCUUGUCGAUGCAACAAUGAUAGAGGUUGAUGUUGGCAAUGAUACUGGUGGAAGGGGUCUAGCAAAUGGCAGUGCUUGACAGCACGGUGGGGAACAAUAGCCAUUUUGCAUUUACUAAGCAGUGGCCUGAUGUGAAGCCUUUUUCUGUAUUCAGGUUGUGUUUGACCUUAUUUUCUUCCUUGUAUUGUAUGCUCAAACCUGAUUUCUGACAGAUUUCAUUAGAGAUUAGGUUUCGUGCUUAACCUUAUUUUUGUUGUGUAUGUAUGCUCAGACCGUAUUUCUGACUGAUUUCUUUAGGGAUUAUCGGCAUAUUUAGCGUCA
Rhododendron vialii is the source of this 1477-nucleotide messenger RNA. RefSeq lists its product as uncharacterized. The transcript is spliced from 9 exons. The coding region runs from base 15 to 1235 and encodes 406 amino acids. Gene Ontology annotation, molecular function: mRNA binding. NCBI's taxonomy places the organism in Eukaryota, Viridiplantae, Streptophyta, Magnoliopsida, Ericales, Ericaceae. The record is from RefSeq and is a predicted model, not a curated record.